Messenger RNA from Chironomus riparius, 972 nucleotides. The record is from the annotation of a GenBank genome assembly. Lineage: Eukaryota; Metazoa; Arthropoda; Insecta; Diptera; Chironomidae.
GUUGUUAGUCACAAUUCGAAACGAAUUCAUUUCAAGUGGCGUGAAAUUUUAGCUUCGUGCCAAAAAAAAAUUAAAAGUUGAAGUGAAAAAAAAAAAGAAAAUCAAUCAAAAAAUUAAAUCCGUGUUAAUUGAUUAAAAGAAAGGCAUUUAAAAUGAUGAACAUGAAUAUGAUGAAUGAUCCAUCACUAGCUGGAAUGAUUCCAUUCGAUCCAAUGCAAUUCUAUGAACCACCAAAGCCAAGAUAUAUUUUUAAAAUGCCACGAGUCGUUCCGAAUCAAAAAGAGAAAUUUGAAACUGAUGAUUUAUUCAAAAGGCUUCAUCGAGAUGGAGAAGUUCGCUUUACUGGAUUCCGUGAUAGACCACAAGAAGAAAGACAGUUAAGAUUUCAAACUGGAUGCCGUGAAGGCCACACAGAGAUCUCUUUUGUAGCUUCAGGCACAAAUGUUCAAUUAAUAUUCAAUCCUGGAUUUCAUCAUCAUCAUCAUCCUGCAUAUAUUAUGGAACGAGAAUGUGAUUUUGAUAAAGAAAUAGGAAAAGUUCAUAUUAAGUCACAUUUUAUCAUGAAUGGUGUCUGUGUUCGAUUCCGUGGAUGGCUUGAUUUAGAGCGAUUGGAUGGAAUUGGUCGAUUAGAAUAUGAUGAGAGACGUGGAGCUCAUGAAGAUGUGAUUCUUAAAGAACAACUUGAACGUUAUAGUCAACGAUUAAAAGAUUUUGAAGACACAAAACGAGGAAUUUAUCCACGAACAGAAGAUAUUAAACGUGAUGGACAGAAUCAACAAAUGAAUGGAUGGAGACGUUAAGCAUAAAAGAUUCAUUUAUAAUUUAAGGAAUUAAAAGAAAUUGUGCAAUUUUAAAGGAUAUCCAAUUUUGUGAGACAUUUUCAAUCAACUUUUUAUGUUAGAUUUUUUGCCAAAAAAUAAAGGAUUAAGAAUUUCAAGAAAAAAGUCUUUUCAGUCGGAACAUUUCAAAGGA